Letharia columbiana is the source of this 969-nucleotide messenger RNA. RefSeq lists its product as uncharacterized. Gene Ontology annotation, cellular component: proteasome regulatory particle, base subcomplex; cytosol; nucleus. The transcript has 4 exons. Gene Ontology annotation, biological process: proteasome-mediated ubiquitin-dependent protein catabolic process. Lineage: Eukaryota; Fungi; Ascomycota; Lecanoromycetes; Lecanorales; Parmeliaceae. The record is from RefSeq and is a predicted model, not a curated record. Bases 1 to 969 code for a protein of 322 amino acids. Gene Ontology annotation, molecular function: polyubiquitin modification-dependent protein binding.
AUGGUGCUUGAGGCGACCAUGAUAGUGCUGGACAACAGUGAGAGCAGUAGAAACGGCGAUUAUGUUCCAUCGAGAUGGGAAGCCCAAGCAGACGCAGUCAACCUCAUCUUUUCCGCCAAAACCCAAGCGAAUCCCGAAUCCUCCGUCGGUCUGAUGAACAUGGCCGGUAAGGGGCCAGAGAUGUUGGUUACUCUGACCACGGACUUUGGGAAGCUACUUGAUGGGAUGCACCGGACGAAGAUAAGAGGGAGCACGCAUCUGGCUACAGCCAUACAAAUAGCAGGUCUCGCGCUCAAACACCGCCAAAAUAAAUCGCAACGACAACGCAUUAUAGUCUUCACCUGCUCCCCCAUUGACGAAGAUGAAAAGAAUCUUGUCAAGCUCGCUCGGAAGAUGAAGAAGAAUAAUGUCUCGAUCGACUUCAUCGCCUUUGGUGACCUGGACCCAGAGAACACGAAGAAGCUAGAAGCGUUCAACGAGAACAUCAAGGGCGGAGAUGGCUCGCAUCUGGAGGUAAUUCCACCGGGUCCGAGUCUACUGAGUGAUCACAUAAUAUCUACGCCCAUAUUAGCUGGAGAGGGUGUUGCUCCUCGUGGCGGUGAGAACGGCGGCGACGCUGGUGGAGAUGCAGGUGGAGGUGGUUUCGAUUUCGGCGUUGAUCCAAGCGCAGAUCCGGAGCUUGCGCUUGCUUUGAGAAUGAGUAUGGAAGAAGAGAAGGCCCGACAAGAAAAGGAGGGAAAGGCUGGAGAAGCCGCGAAGGAGCCAACGCUAGAAGGCAUACCAGAGGAAGGUGGAAGCUCGGAGAGCCAGCCAUUACUCAAUGCAGACGGAGAAGCCAGUGGGACUGCGGACGCUCCCGUUUCAAAGCCCGAAGUGGGAGAAAAGAAAGACAAGGAGCAUCAAGGGAUGGACAAAAUGGAGACAGAUAGGGACGACACAAAAGACAGGGACAACAUGGACACAGAUUAG